GGGUAGGAAGGUGGGAUGCACGCGGGGAGGCCUCGGGGUGCCAGGCUGUGGGCGAGGAGGCCGGCCAGACCCCAGGGUUCUCCGGCGUCUCUUGGUGCAGUGCUUUCUGCACCGCAGGCCUCGGUCGCCGCGGCUGCCUCGGUGUGCUCUUUGGCUGCAGGGAAGGGCAGGGGCUGGUGAAAAGGGGAUUGCUUGCAGGAAGCAGAGUGGGAGUGCGAAAGGGGAGAAAGGGGCCGGAGGGGAAGAUGCCGGAUAGGUGGAGGAAUGCCGGGGGUGGCUGUGGAGCAGUCUUGAGGAUUCUGGGGGUGUUCAUUGUGCAGAUAUGUUAGGUGUUUCAUUAUGGAAAGAACCGAAGCGUUUCCAAGGCAAGGGGAAGAAGGCUAGAGUUGUUUCUAGGGAUAGAAGGAAGAGCGUUUGAAGCCAGAGGAGUGCUAAAUAUUGGAGAAGAAGCUGGGAAUGCAUAAUAGAAUAGACAGAUGUAGCAUAAUUAUCAAAUGCUGGCCCAAGGUCUAAAGAGUUAUUCCAGAUGGGCCAGAGUGGCCUAGUUCGGAACCUGUUUGGGCUCUUCAGUAGAUGACAUCCGGAUAGAAGAGAAGAAUCAGUGGUUUGGAAAUUUAGCCAAGUGAUCUGGCGGGAUGGGCUUAUACCUGACACAUUUUAUAGAGGCAUUGGAUGGCACAAGUGACUGAGAGGAUCCCGAGAGUUUCUGGAGCCUGUGAAAGGUAGAAACUCAACCAUGAUUUCUUUCUCAACUCAACAGCAUUCCCUUCCUUGAAGUCUUCAUUUUUACUUCAGCCUCAGGCAGUUAUACUUAAGCAUGAACAUUGACGACAAACUGGAAGGAUUGUUUCUUAAAUGUGGCGGAAUAGACGAAAUGCAGUCUUCCAGGGCAAUGGUUGUAAUGGGUGGAGUGUCUGGCCAGCCCGCCGUGUCUGGAGAACUGCAGGAGUCAGUACUUCAAGAUCGAAGUUUGCCUCACCAGGAGAUCCUUGCUGCAGACGAAGUGUUACAAGAGAGUGAAAUGCGACAACAGGAUAUGAUAUCCCAUGAUGAACUCAUGGUCCACGAGGAGACAGUGAAAAAUGACGAAGAGCAGAUGGACACCCACGAGCGGCUUCCCCAAGGACUGCAGUAUGCACUUAAUGUCCCUAUAAGUGUAAAGCAGGAAAUUACUUUUACUGAUGUAUCUGAGCAACUGAUGAGAGACAAAAAACAAGUCAGAGAGCCAGUAGACUUACAGAAAAAGAAGAAGCGGAAACAACGCUCUCCUGCAAAAAUCCUUACAAUAAAUGAGGAUGGAUCACUUGGUUUGAAAACCCCUAAAUCUCACGUUUGUGAGCACUGCAAUGCUGCCUUUAGAACGAACUAUCACUUACAGAGACAUGUCUUCAUUCAUACAGGCGAAAAACCGUUUCAAUGUAGUCAAUGUGACAUGCGUUUCAUACAGAAGUACCUGCUUCAGAGACACGAGAAGAUCCAUACCGGUGAAAAACCAUUUCGCUGUGAUGAAUGUGGUAUGAGAUUCAUACAGAAAUAUCACAUGGAAAGGCACAAAAGAACUCACAGUGGAGAGAAGCCUUAUCAGUGUGAAUACUGCUUACAGUAUUUUUCCAGAACAGAUCGUGUAUUGAAACAUAAACGUAUGUGCCAUGAAAAUCACGACAAAAAACUAAACAGAUGUGCCAUCAAAGGUGGCCUUCUGACAUCAGAGGAAGAUUCUGGCUUUUCUACUUCACCAAAAGAUAAUUCACUGCCAAAAAAGAAAAGGCAAAAAACUGAGAAGAAAUCGUCUGGGAUGGACAAGGAGAGUGUGUUGGACAAAUCGGACCUGAAGAAAGACAAGAACGAUUACCUGCCUCUCUACUCGUCGAGCACUAAAGUAAAGGAUGAGUACAUGGUGGCAGAGUAUGCUGUUGAGAUGCCACACUCUUCAGUGGGAGGCUCCCACUUAGAAGAUGCAUCUGGAGAAAUACACCCACCCAAGUUGGUUCUCAAAAAAAUCAAUAGUAAGAGAAGUCUGAAACAGCCCCUGGAGCAAAGUCAAACCAUUUCACCCCUAUCCAGCUAUGAAGACAGCAAAGUUUCCAAGUAUGCCUUUGAGCUUGUGGAUAAGCAGGCAUUACUGGACUCAGAAGGCAGUGCUGACAUCGAUCAAGUGGAUAACUUGCAGGAAGGCCCCAGCAAACCUGUGCACAGCAGUACUAAUUACGACGACGCCAUGCAGUUUCUGAAGAAGAAGCGGUAUCUUCAAGCUGCAAGUAACAACAGCAGGGAGUACGCACUAAAUGUGGGCACCAUAGCUUCUCAGCCUUCUGUGACACAAGCCGCCGUAGCCAGCGUCAUUGAUGAGAGCACCACAGCAUCCAUACUGGAUUCCCAGGCACUGAAUGUGGAGAUUAAAAGCAAUCAUGACAAAAAUGUUAUUCCAGAUGAGGUCCUGCAGACUCUGCUGGAUCAUUAUUCCCACAAACCUAAUGGACAGCAUGAGAUCUCCUUCAGCGUUGCAGAUACUGAAGUGACUUCUAGCAUAUCAAUCAAUUCUUCCGAUGUACCUGAAGUCACCCAGUCAGAGAAUGUUGGAUCAAGCUCCCAAGCAUCCUCAUCAGAUAAAGCUAACAUGUUGCAGGAAUACUCCAAGUUUCUGCAGCAGGCUUUGGACAGAACUAGCCAAAACGAUGCCUAUUUGAAUAGCCCGAGCCUUAACUUUGUGACUGACAACCAGACCCUUCCAAAUCCGCCAGCGUUCUCUUCCAUAGACAAGCAAGUCUAUGCAGCCAUGCCCAUCAACAGCUUUCGAUCAGGAAUGAAUUCUCCACUAAGAACAACUCCAGAUAAGUCCCACUUUGGACUAAUAGUCGGUGACUCACAGCACCCAUUUCCCUUUUCAGGUGACGAGACAAACCACGCCUCUGCCACGUCAACAGCAGACUUUUUGGAUCAAGUCACUUCUCAGAAGAAAGCUGAGGCACAGCCUGUCCACCAGGCUUACCAAAUGAGCUCCUUUGAGCAGCCCUUCCGUGCUCCAUAUCAUGGAUCCAGAGCUGGAAUAGCAACUCAGUUUAGCACUGCCAAUGGACAGGUGAACCUUCGGGGACCAGGGACAAGUGCUGAAUUUUCAGAAUUUCCCUUGGUGAAUGUAAAUGAUAAUAGAGCUGGGAUGACAUCUUCACCAGAUGCCACAACUGGCCAGACUUUUGGCUAAAAAAAAAAUGUGUACAUAAUACUGGCACUUUAGAACAGAUUAAUCAAGCGUGGGGUUACUCUGUAAAAUGGAGUGCUGUACAGUUCUAAGAGCAGUGCGUUCAUAGCAAGCUGAUAAGAAUAGCAAGAUAAUCCAAUAACUGCAUUUUGUUUGGUUAGUCAGCAUUCCUUGAACUGCCUUACGUGUCGUCACCGUUAGAGAAGCAAUGCAUUACCUGUUUUAGAUCAGAACCUUGCUAUUCACCCACACCAAGAUAAAAGAAAAAAAAAGACUUUCGCACAAUUGUUUCCUAACUGAUAACAUUGUACAUUCUUAGGAGCAUAGUAAUUGUGUGAAACUCCCUCAUACUGUUUCUGAGUUUUUCAGCAUAGUAUUGCACUUCAGCAGGGAAUCCGAGGAUACGUCACAGACAGUGAACUUAAAGUUUCAAUGUCAAGAGAUUAUGGCUUAAAUACGUAGUUUGUCCUAUAGGGGGGAAUAAAAAGAAACCACCUUUAAAAAUGAUAUGCCAUAUACCCUUGGUUUUCAUUUUGCAUUAUAAUGACAUGUUUUUUGUUUUUUUUUUUUUAAGAAAAAGUAAUAAAAAUCUGAUAGUCUAAGACUCCACUAUUUAAAAGCCUAAUUACUUUUAAAGUAUGCAUACUUUCAAAACUUACCAAAACACACAACUGCUGAAGCAUUCACUUCUCUAUGGAAGUAUGCAUACUGGUGUCAGCUUCUUUGUACAGGUAAACUUAGACAUUUUUUAUGAUUUUUCAUGUGCAAGUAUCAAGGUUGGAAGUUUUAGUAAAAAAAUAAAUAUUCUGUAGAUUACAUUCCCAAGAAAAUAAUGCUUACACAAAAUGUAUAUUCCACGUUUUAAAGCUGAAAUGUAUUUUAUUUUACACACUUCAGUUGACAUAGAGCACUUAGAAUUAAUCUGGUAUUUUUUGAUUUCUCAAAGUUAAAAUCAUAGAUUUUUUAGGUUUGAUAUGGUUGUGUCAUAAUCAUCUCGUAAUUGACAAUUUUGCUUUUUGGCAAUAAAAGAAAGUUGGGAUAUCUUUGAACUGUAAAACCUGGUUUAAUUCUUCUCUUCCUGGACUCUUGAUAGAUUGGAUAAUUAAACAGUAUCCCAAGAAACUAAAGAAAUGGGCAUUUUAAUUGCUUACUUAAGUUACAUUUAAAUGAAUACUGCUCACGACAGUUUUACAAAGCGGAAGUGCUUACCGAUUCCAGUAACUGCAGUUUCUUUUUCAGCUAGAUGAGUGAUGGGAAAGUUUUUGUUGCAUUUCAAAAUCUAAAUAAACUACAGACUUUAUCCUUAUACCACGAAUGUUUUUUUUAUAUAUGUAUACUUUGUCUUAAAAUAAUACAGCAUGAUACAAUAAAUAGUGCUUUUAUAUAUAUAUAUAUAUAUACACUUUUAUGAAUAAUGAUGGUUUGAGUUACACAUUGAACAGUUUUAAUUUUUGGAGACUAACAUUCGUUACAUCAGCUCUACAUCUCUUUUAUUUGUUCCACAUUUUUGGGUUUUGUACUUUCCAUUUCCGCCAUCUUUAUCACAAUGCACCAGUGAUGAUCUGAAACCAGUACCCUUGGGAGAUGACGCUUUGUUAACUUCCAUUUUGACUUUGCUGUUGACCCUGUAGAUCUGCGUGCUUUGUUUCAGUGUUGAGUAUUUUAUCCAUUUAAAUUAUUUUUCUUUUAUUUAAUGUUAUCCCAAGACUGUUCUCAUAAAGAAGGGAACAAAGAAAUAUCCUCCCCCAGUGUCCUUCACUUACACUCAUUUAUUUUUUUAAAUGUUGGUAUUUUUAUGACAAGGAAUAUAAGUUAUGUUUAUGUGGUUUCCUCUACACUUUGUUAUGAAACUUUGCUUGAAAUCAUAGUUUCCCAUUUGACAGCUUUGCUGUCAGAUCUUCAAGAACUUUAGACUUCUUUGAAGUGAAUAUUUUAAGUUCUGCCAUUAUUGAUCUGAAGACUGAUGUGUGUCUGUGGCGCAUCACAUAACCACAGGAACGCUUCAUCAGAUGAGGUGUGAUGGGACCGUGUGCACCCUAGAUGGGUGCUUGUAUAUUUCUCAUAGUACUUUUGACAAGAGCAGACAUUUAUCUCCUAAGUUGAACCUGAUUAAAAACAUAGUGUGGUUCCACUGAGCACUUGAUGCAUUUCUUGUACAGUGUAAGGGUCUGUUUUUAACAUCACCAGCACAGUUUUAAGAAUGUGACGGUUGCUGAGAGGUUCAGGUCAGCUUAGGAAGAAAAAGCCUUUGAAAAUGGAAGUUCUGUAAACAGAAUUUCAGGUGUUGCAUUCCUGUCUUAAACACAUUUCUUUAAAUCCACACAACGGCAGACUUUUCUACCAUGUUAUAAGCAUUUGAGAUAACUGAUAGCCAGCAUAACUUACUGACUUACCAGUUAAGUACAGUCAUCACUUACUGUGAAAUUCCAGAUGCCUGUCAGGCUCAGCUUGUAUCUUCAUCCUAGGAGAAGCAUCUCAACAGGCUGGGCUUCCCUGUGUUGGUUUAGAAAGCUUUUCUGCCUGGGCAUUAGAGAAGGAAAGUGGCCCUGUGUGCUGCUCUGGACAGAUCCCUGGAUGAUAUGAGAUACCCUGUCAGUUCACACUUCUCAUUUCUUCUCCAAGUAUAGCUCUAGCACCCUUCAGCUUCUGCUCGCCGUUAGCCUGUCAGUCUGGGCCCACUAGACAAGGCAGGAGCUCUCCAACAUCCGAAAGCAUUGUUGCUGUUUGAGCUUCAGCUCUUACUGCACAUGUAUCUCAUUGGCUUUGGAAUAGCUGAGUGGCUCCUGUGGUUUUUAUUUUUGUGGAUCUACAGUGUGCAUGUGCUACCUAGUCAGGUAGGAGUCCAUCAUCUUAGCUGACUCAGGGUACAGCAGUGGGUCAUUUUUAUCUCUUAGGAGGUAGAAGAGGCCUUGUGCUCAGGGCAAGCCUUCAUUCCCACAGGUGAGGGGCACUUGCAAAGUGCCACCGGGGCUAGAUAUUUUGCCACUUCUUUGAUUUUUAUUAAUUUGGGCUUUUAAAGGGCUGUUUAAAAAAAUAAAAAUAAAAAAGAGGCCGGGAACCUCUGAGUAGGUGUGCUGCGUACAGAGCUCCCUAGAACCUAAGCUAGAGGUCAUCUUUUUACAGUGUACUUACUUGAAGAAGCUCUAUUAUAAUCAAUGAGAAUCUAUUUGAGUCUGCAAUUUAAGUUAAAAACUUUUCCGUUUCAAAUUGCUUUAUUUCAGGGAAAUAAUUUUCCAGUUGUUUUUGCUAUAUUCUGCAAAUAAAAAGCGUGUUUCCUUUUCCCACCUAAACUUUGGUAGGAAACAGACUAAAGCAGACAAACAUUUCUUGUUGUGUUUGUUGCUUUCUUUAAUCCAAUGGAUAAAAAAAAGUAAAACCCUGUAAACAUUAUUUUAUUUUUUUAUGCAAUACCAUGCUGUAAAUAGGGUUCAUCGAGUAAGGAUGCACCUACCUAUGAUUGAACCUUUGAUUCUGCACAGUUAGAGUUUAUAUAUAAACGUGUCUUGACAAUCAAGGACUUGAUGUGAGUCUUCCUUUAUGAUGUUUAUUAAUGUUAUGCAUUCCAUUUGUUUGAAGUGAGUACCAAUGUGCUAAUUUGUAUUGUCUGAAAGUAUGUAAUGUUUUUACAGCUUGUUUUUAAGACUCUGUAAAUAUGUACAAACCAGUCACAGUACCGCUUUAUGUUAGAAGGCGUGUGAUGUUGUACUGUAUGUAAGCAAUAAUACAUAGCAGUGCUAACUUUACAAGUAGCAUCAGGAACGUUCUAGAGAAACAUUUCAGAGUUAUUAGUUAUCCUUAUUUCACUUAAUAAUGAUUACCUUUAAUCAGUUUUUAUAAGCAAAUUCCAUUGUUCCUCCUGUUGGAACGUAACACUGUUUACACAGCAUAAUUGACGUUGCAGGGGGGACAGGCUAGAUCUGGCUUCGUCUGUGCUCACUCUCACUAAGCAUUGAAUGGCCUUACCACUCUUGUGCAAAGAUGGAGGAAGACCGCUGAACUUAGUGCCCAUCACACUGAAGGAAGGGAUGUGUUGUUUGUUUUCCCGUUUCUGUACUGCUACCUAACUCUGGUUUGCUUUGGGUUUUAAUAUGUGUUUCUGUUCUAGAUUCAAGCCCGUAAGUGUUGAGGUAACUUCAGUUCAGUUGUGAAGUAGAUAGAUUUCUUCAUAUUUCAUAGCUACAUUUCAAUGAUUCUAAACUUUCUACUUUGAUUUUUAGAUACUUAUUUUUCAAGCUUGAUUUCUCAGCUGACCAGAUGAAUUUACUCAACUUCAAUACAAAGAAAGACAAACUUAUAGCUUGAAGUGAGUAGAUAUUAUACUGUACAGAGCAGCUCUCUGAACACCCAUCACUGCUUUAGAAACAAAGCCGCCACUUUAUAAAUGAUUAUGACCUACAUUUUAUAGGGAAAAUGUUUUUAAUGCUAGUCAUUUAUAUAAUGUGCUUUGAAGGGUUUGCUAGGCCACUUCUGUCACUUUUUAGCACACUGGUACCUUUUCUAUGUAAUGUAUGCUUUUUAUUAUUGUAGCAAAGCAUUUCGGUAGAAAGAAUUUUGCAACAAUACGGGGGAAAUUUUUCAUUGUCGGGUUUGAAUUAUACUGGAUUUUAUCUGUCUAGUCUUACUUGUCUUUAUUUUAAUGCUGUCUGGAAGGGACCUUGGUACCCAAAUAAAGCAGGUGAACCUCAUUGCUCCAAGGGCGUACUGUGUAGUGCCGAGUUUCACCUGGGAAUCUGAUGACUUUGAAAAGAAAAACACAUUUACAAAAAUUGUACAGAAGAAAUUAAAUGUGUGAUGGAAAUCCUGAUGGUGGAGCACGUUGGAUUUUCUGAGACAUAGUGUUAUUUUCCUGGAAUCCCUUAUGCCUUCUUUGUAUUCCAGCCAAUAAAGAAAACCUUGUUGUUGAAAGUGGUAGGCUGCUAGGAUAUUCUGAUUAUACAGUAUUGCUUUUCCUGUCCUGGUCUCGGCCCCUCUCAAUCACUGUAAACUUUUUAUUUUCUACUUCUUAAUGCUAAUUAAAUAUGUAUAUAAUGUAGAGGCUGUUGUAUAGAACUGAAUGAAUUGGGAUGCUAUGCUUGAAUGGGUAGCUACAUGGAAAUAUUGGGUGGAUACUGAGAGUUCCUAAGAUGCCAGAGUAAAUUUACGUGGGAAAGGAUCCCCUUUUCUUGGGAAGGCCACAGCAGAUGGUUCCUGCACCCCUAGGGGGUCAGUGGGAGAAUCAGCUGCAAACUCAGUAUCAGACAGUGGAGCCUCCCUUCCCUUCCCUUAAAAUAUGAGCACUAAAUUUCAAAAGUCUACUCAGGUGAAAUUGCUUUGCAGUGAAACUUAACCACAUUGAAAUUUUCACUGUUAAAUACUAUAUUUGUGAUAUUUUUAAAUACAAACUUUUACACUGCAGUCAGCAGCCUAAUGAUUGAAAUUUAGCCAAGAUAUUUUAAAAAUAAUAGUUAUCCUCCAUGUAUAAUUGUUUUUAAACAAUUGGGAGGAUUUUUCUGUUAAAAGAUUUUUUUUUUUAUCAUUGUUUAAAAAAAGAAACAAACCAUUUUGCUUGAGCCCCCAUUUUAUACCGUAAGUGAGUCACUGAGCCAUUCAAGUGCAGUGGCGGCUUGUUGCAUCCCUGGCCACGGGACAUGAACUGACAUUACAAGGUUUAAUGAGUUCAUAGCUUUCGGCACAGUCGUCACAGUUCACCUCGCCUCUUGGAGUUUAUAAUACUGUUUUGUGUAUUGUGAUACAAAAAGGAAGUUGUUUUACAUUAUUUUAAAUUGAAUUAUUAGAUUAACUUAUAUUUGCAAAUUCUGCAUUUUAAAUGUGGACACUUGGCUGUUUGAAAAUAAAAUACAGAAUACAAGUUUUAUGAAUAAUUUUCUAGCUGAAUUUUUCACAGUACUUCGAACCAAAUAACUGCUGGUAAAUAUGCAAAAAAUGUGGUACAUAGAGGAAGGGAUGUCCAUGUGGAAUUACUAGUUCCAGAGAUUGAGUAAAUAUCAGGGCCUUUACUGUAGAUUGUGGUGAUAAUGUUACUAGUUCUAAGAUCCAGUCAGCUGUUAGCCGUCAUUAACUAUUUCAGACUUGAACCAUGUUGAAGCAUAGGGCUAAGAAUAUAUACGGCUUUUCCUUUACAGAUAAGAGUCCUUUCACCUUUCUUUCAUCAGUAGCAUACAUAGUUGGUUGGGUUCCCCCCCCCCCUCCAUUAGUGUAGAUAGACCUGUUUUCAGCCACCUUGCCAGGACUUUGUCUUCUGACAGUGGGAUGCAUUGUAAAAAAGCAGUUUGCAGUUAAGAGUGCUGCCUCCAUUCUUGGGACAAAUGUCAAUUAGUUAGCCCUUGCAAAAGUCAGUGCUCAGACCCCGGCUCUUUGGCACGGUGCUGUAACCAACUGUACGUAAUGGUACCACUGAUGGUCUACUAUUCAUUUCCUAGAUCCCGGUUCUUGAGUGAUUUGGCUUGGUGGGGAGAGGGAUGGGGAGAUAUUCUACCUGACACUUCUCCCACCUUCUGAAGAUUCUAUGAAAAAAUAAAAUUGAAGUCACUUGAA
Mus pahari (shrew mouse) is the source of this 9733-nucleotide messenger RNA. RefSeq names its product zinc finger protein 148 (gene Znf148). Gene Ontology annotation, biological process: regulation of transcription by RNA polymerase II. Gene Ontology annotation, molecular function: RNA polymerase II cis-regulatory region sequence-specific DNA binding; DNA-binding transcription factor activity, RNA polymerase II-specific. The coding region runs from base 818 to 3202 and encodes 794 amino acids. NCBI's taxonomy places the organism in Eukaryota, Metazoa, Chordata, Mammalia, Rodentia, Muridae. The transcript has 9 exons. The record is from RefSeq and is a predicted model, not a curated record.